Penicillium subrubescens is the source of this 879-nucleotide messenger RNA. RefSeq lists its product as uncharacterized. The transcript is spliced from 3 exons. Lineage: Eukaryota; Fungi; Ascomycota; Eurotiomycetes; Eurotiales; Aspergillaceae. Gene Ontology annotation, cellular component: cytoskeleton. Gene Ontology annotation, molecular function: actin filament binding. The coding region runs from base 1 to 879 and encodes 292 amino acids. The record is from RefSeq and is a predicted model, not a curated record.
AUGACCUCAAUCGCUGUUCAAGUCGAGACUGCAACGCGAACCUCAGCUCUAAAUACAGAGAAGAACGCGAAUGGCCAGGUGAAAAGACUACACCACAUUCCACGCCCUGCCACCAAGGAAGCCGAACGACGAUGGCUUCUGGGCCAAAUGGCAGCUGCAUUCCGCAUAUUUGCCAAAUUGGGCUUUGCCGAUGGAAGCAGUGGCCAUAUUAGCUUGCGAGACCCUAUCGAGCCACAUACCUUCUGGAUCAAUCCUUACGCUGUGCACUUCGCCUUGCUUAAAGUCUCUGACAUGGUUCGUGUUGAUGAGAAGGGGAAAUGGGUGGAUGGCGCAGAUAAGCCUGUAAAUGCAGCCGGCUUUAUGAUUCACUCGGCUAUUCACAAGAGGCGACCAGACAUUCAUGCUGCUUGUCAUAUGCAUAGUCCGUAUGGGAGAGCAUGGAGUACAUUCGGAAAGGGAAUCGAAAUGUUAAAUCAAGAUUCUUGCAUGUUCUACGAUGAUCUCUCCGUCUAUCCUGCCUUUGGGGGCGUAGUCUUUGCACAGGAGGAAGGCGAGCGAAUUGCCGACUAUCUUGGCACCAAGAACAAGAACCUCAUUAUGCAAAACCAUGGGCUUCUCACUGCGGGUGGGACCGUUGCUGAAGCAGCUGCGUUCUUUAUCGCUCUAGAGCGAGCGUGUCAGACACAGUUGCUUGUGGAGGCAUCAGUUGCACCCGGAUCUAUUGGCCACAGUAUCGGAGAAAUCAAGAAAACGUUCGUCGACAAUGAGACUGCACGGUAUACCAAAGAAGGCACAGGCAGCCCCGGGGCGAUGUACAUGCAGUUCGAACCUGAGUAUCAACUCUUACUAAAGGAGACUAAUGGCGAAUUCCUGCAAUGA